AUGGCAUUUAAUAUACAAAUAUCUGGACCAAAAUUAAUCAUGCACGAAAAAACAUUAGCAGAAAUGCUAAUGAUUCAAUUGAACAACAACAGUGGCGUUUUUGGUGUAAGAAUAUUUAAAUCGUGUUAUAUAAUAAAAAUAAUGAUUUCAUAGUUUUUUUUUUUUUUUUGCAAAUAAAAUUGUUUACUGUAGAUCGACUGUUCCACUGGCAUCGAGCACAGUUAUCCAAAAUUGAAAAAAGACGUCUUAGCAAUGUCUUCUGCACUUCAAAAAGCUAAUUUUGGUAAUGGAGACGUUGUAAUGACUACAGACUAUGGAUCAUACGAAGGCCAGGUGGUUUUAUUAGCUGGGAUACUGUUGGGAACGACCGUUAGUACGCUGGACUAUAACUUAAAAAAAAGUACCUAAGCAUCAAUAAGUAUAAAAAUUUAAAAAAACUAAUCUCGUUAAAUUAUAUUUCCAGAACAUCAGGCAGCGCUUAUUAACGAAUCCAAACCAGACGUAAUAUUUUGUAGUGUGUCUAGUACACAUAUAAUAGCAGAUAUAUUGAAUACUGUUACACAUCAACCAAAAUUGAAGAUUUCGACAGUGGUUCAGGAUGGGUUUAGUACUUAUGACAAUAUGAUUGGUUGUGCACCAGGUGAUUUAUUUGUAACACCAACAAAAUCAGUUAGUAAAAAUCGACCGUUUGCUUUAAUUUAUUCGAGCGGUACUACCGGAAUCCCAAAAGGAAUAUAUCUAUCUGACGAUGCCGUCAAAUCUGCAUUAAUAUCAUUUAAGUGAGUAUACUGGUACGCACUUUAAUAUUAAUUUAGCUACAAAACGAAAAUUAAUUUCAGUGUAUAUUUUGUGAAGGUCAUUAAUGGAUGAACCCAAUGAAUAUAGAUUUAUGAUAACAUCUCCUGUAUUUUGGUAUACUGGACUUUUGUUAUUCAUGCUAGGCAUUCAUUACGGCAAACCUAGACUUUUUUUCUCAUCAAAACCAACGGUUGAACAAAUACUUUGUUCAAUACACAAGCUUAAAGUAAAUAUAACUUUGCUGAGACAUACAUAUCGUAUACAAAAUUAAAUAAGUAAAAAGUAUUUUAAAUUUAUGUUCCUGCAGACAUAACAUUUAAUAAAAAAUGUAUAACUUUUUAUUUUUCCUUAGUUAAUAAAAGAAAAACGGAUUCAAUAAACUAAUUUUAUUCUACAACAAUAAAGUGGCCUAAAUUUUUAAUUCUUUAAUUAUUGUUUUACAGUUUAGUAAAUUAAUUGAUGAUAAAUUGUUAUGGUUGCUAUGAAAUAUUAAUUUGACUUUUUUAGUUAUAUGGUUUUUCCGGAGUGCUAUUUUCCAAUUUACCAAAGUAAACAAAUAAUGUGUAUAAAAUAUAGAUCUAAACUUUCAUUAUUUUUAGAUUUGGAGUGUAGCGAGAGAUCUACUGAUUUCACUAUGAUGUGGGUUUUUUUUUUGUAUUUUGUUUUUUCUGUCUGUGAACAACUUAACCAGAAAUCUUCCAAAAAUCUUGCUUUGAAGUAUCGAGUGUACCACUUUUUCUAAAAAGAUAUUUUCUCUCGUUGGUGUAUUAAGGAAGUAAUUUUUUUUUAUUUGCUAAGGAAUUUUCAAAAUAAUUGUGAAAAACCCGGAAUAAAAUUAUGGGUAAAACGGUAAAUAUACGCCGCACCGCAGCGUUAACGAUUUCAUUAUUUUAAAUUUGUUAAUAAGAUGUUUUCUACCAGGAAUAUUGUUCCAAUCGAAAGAUGACAAGAGAAAUUUUUUAUUGAAUCAUUAAUCUAGUUGGUUAUUAAAAAUGUUGUUUUUGAUUUUCUAUGUAGUUUUUUAAUAAUUUAGCAAAAUCGAAAAAUACGCAGAAAGAGCGGGAAAAUGUAUGAAAAUAAUUAUUUUAUUAUUUUAAAUUUAAUUCAGCUAAACAUAUUCGUAGAAACUUUAAAUUUGUAUAAAAAAAUAUGUUUGCCUUCUCUAAAUUUAUUACAAUUUUAAAGGAUUUAAGCCACUUUUGAGCUAUUUAUAGACAUUUAAAUUUGAAUAAUGUUUUUACGUAAUUUUUAUUAAGUAGGAUAAAAUUAUUGAGACUAAAUAGAAAUGAUUGAAAAAUUGACAGGAGGUUCAUUAUAAUUCGUGUUUAGUGGUUGUUUUUAUUUUUUUUUAUGAGAAUUUUAAAAUCCAAUUUUAACGAAAUGUUACGGCCUUUCAAAACAUGUAAAACCGAACUUCACUCAGAAUUGUUUUUUAUCAGGUACAGGUAUAAGUUAAAUAACUUCAUGUAUCCCAUCUUUCCAACUACCCACCUACAACAGUAGUUACACACGUCUUUAGUAUCAGCUCUUUCUUUGCUUUUUUUUUUUAAAAAUUAAAUACCGUUUUAAUAGCAAAAUUAAUACGUAAUAAACAUAUUGAACACAAUACUUUAAAAAGUUAUAGCAUUUAUAAUACUGAACAUGAAACAAACAAUAAUAACAGCCAAUGGGUAUAUAAUACUUUUUGAAUUUUAAAUAAUUAAUUAAUAUGUAUACAAAUAGAGAUUGAAGCUUGAAAUUCAAAUUCCAAAAUGUCAUGCAUAUUCAUUGAGUAUUCCAGGUUUUCCGUGACUUUUUCAAAUUCCAUGACUUUUCCCAGUUUUCUAGGUUUCCAAAAGCCGUGGCUAAAUACAAUUAAUUCUUAUAUACAUCAACACAAUACUAAUAUAAUUGUUACAGCCAACGUUUUUAAUGACUAGUGUUGCCGCAGUCAAUGAGAUGAUGUAUUACCAAAUGAAGAAUGACCAUAAAUAUAAUAUUAAUAGUUUAAUAACAUUGGUGGUCGGCGGAUCUCCAAUGCGACCAGAAUUACAAGAAACGAUUACUAAAAAUUUAUUGCAUGGGAGAAUACCGAUAAAACAAGGGUAUGGAGCUUCAGAACAGGGAAUUAUUGCAAUUUGGCCUAUGAAAUCGGAUAUUAAUACUGUUAAACACGGAUCUGUCGGAAGACCAGCUGCUGGAAUUAAAAUCAAAGUAUGUUGUAAACAAAACUAUGUAUAUGUAUUAGGUAUCUCUACGUAUUUAUAAUUGUAAUUUCAUAUUAUGUGUAAUUUGUAGAUUGUUAGCCUAAAAACUGGUAAAUGUGUGGGUCCUAAUACCGAAGGUGAAAUUCGUAUUAAAUCUGUGUCCAACAUGAUCGGUUAUGCGUAUGAUAUGAAAAAAACAAUUAAUUCGUACGACGAAGAUGGAUGGUUUAAGAGUGGUGAUGUUGGUUAUUAUACGAAUGACUGUUGUCUGUUUAUUGUUGGUCGAAUAAAAGAGUUAUUGAUUUACAAGGACAUGAGAGUACGAUCAUUUUGUAUAAGUUUGGUUUUUAAAUAGAUAUUUAAUUAUAUUCUAUUCCAACUCUAAUGAUUUAUUUUUGAAUAGAUAUCACCGAUCGAUAUAGAAACAGUUUUAUUAAGUCACCCUGCUGUACUCGACGCAGGAGUAUCGAGUAUAGACUGUUUGGAAGGUGAUUUGUUAGUAGGAGUUGUCAAAGUAAAACCAGGUCAACAAAUUGAAUCUAAUCGACUAGUAUCUUACGUUAACGGUAAGAUGAGGUUUUUAAAUAGUGUCUAUAUAUAAAAUCAUUAAAACGGGUUGUUAAAAUCAUUUCAGAAAAAGUAGAAGAUCACGAGAAAUUGCGCGGUGGUGUGAUAUUCGUUAAUGACAUACCCAGAUCUCCGGCAGGUAAACUUAAACGAGAAGAACUUAAAAUUUUAGUCAAAUAAAUGUGUUGAAAAUAAAAAUAUUUAAAACAUAUCCAUACUUAAUAAGAGACGUUUAUAGUCAUUUAAUAGAUACCUAUAC
This is a messenger RNA of Cinara cedri, 3810 nucleotides long. The record is from the annotation of a GenBank genome assembly. Lineage: Eukaryota; Metazoa; Arthropoda; Insecta; Hemiptera; Aphididae.